Messenger RNA from Paramecium sonneborni, 765 nucleotides. The record is from the annotation of a GenBank genome assembly. NCBI's taxonomy places the organism in Eukaryota, Ciliophora, Oligohymenophorea, Peniculida, Parameciidae.
AUGAAACAUCUUAAAUUAUCAAUUCCAUGCAUGAAUUAAUCCUUUCUAUAUAAAGGAAAUUUUUAAGACAUUGACUAUCAAUAGCUUGUACAAUUUGCAGAAAGCAAACUUUGUAAAAAACUCACUAAAGAUUUUAACUUGGUUUAUGUGAAUAUGGAAGGUGAUAGUUUUGUAAUUGAUGAUGAUCAAAAAUUAAACAACUUAAAAAAGAUAAAUUCUUAAGUUAUAAAGAUUACUCUUAAGGAAUUUGAAAAAUAAUUAGUUAUUCAUCCAAAUACAAUAUGUUCUGUUUGUCAAUAAUCUCCAAUUUAAAAUAUUAGGUUCAAAUGUGUUGUCUGUAAUGAUGUGGAUUUAUGUUAGCAUUGCAGCAUUGAGCAUAGUAAGUUACAUCCCUUAAUUAUGAUUUCUAAGCCAGAAUAAGUGUUAUACUUAGAAAGUUUUUUUAAAAAACACAUGAAAAAAGUAAAGCACAUUUUUAAUUGUUCUUUCCAUAAAUCAAAAAAUACGAUGAUAGCCAUCAAAGAUGUUAUUAUGAAAAAAAAAUAAAAUUAUUUUGGUCAUGUUUAAUAAUAAUAAGAAUAGCAAUUAUAGGAAGGCUAAAUAAAGAAACCUAUAAGUUUGGAAGAAGAAGAUGUGUUGAACAAAACCUUAAGAUUAUCAGAAAUAUUUGAAGGAUCACCAAGAAGAUAUGAGAAAUUUGUUAAAUAAAACAAAGAAUUAACAUUUGAAGAAUUGGUAGAAUAAGCAUCUGAAAAGUUUGCCUGA